AUGUUCCUCACGGCUCAAAAGGUCGGGGCUGUUGUGGAGAAGGAGUAUAAGGGUGAAUCUUUGACGAUUACACUACAGGAUGGAUCGAUGGCCGGCCAAACGGCCAAUAACGAUGAUAUCUACCCGGAAAUUGAUAAGAAAGAGAAAGAAAUGAACGUGGGACUCAGUAAAGGAGCAAAGGACAAGAAGGGAGUGGAUAAUGACGAAAGGAAGCCGAGGACGCUGGAAGAGAUGAUGGUGGAAGCGACUGGACUUCGGGCUAAGUUCGAGCAAUUUGAGAAUGUGUGGAGUGCUUGA
Molecule: messenger RNA, 297 nt
Organism: Fimicolochytrium jonesii
Lineage: Eukaryota; Fungi; Chytridiomycota; Chytridiomycetes; Spizellomycetales; Powellomycetaceae
Exons: 3
Coding region: 1-297 (98 amino acids)
Source: RefSeq, a predicted model, not a curated record